Molecule: messenger RNA, 1647 nt
Organism: Carlito syrichta (Philippine tarsier)
Lineage: Eukaryota; Metazoa; Chordata; Mammalia; Primates; Tarsiidae
Gene: MRPS5
Product: mitochondrial ribosomal protein S5
Exons: 12
Coding region: 203-1495 (430 amino acids)
Biological process (GO): translation
Cellular component (GO): ribosome
Molecular function (GO): structural constituent of ribosome; RNA binding
Source: RefSeq, a predicted model, not a curated record
GGGGCUGUCCGCGGACGCGCCUGACUCAGCUUACCUGUGGCCCGUCCGGAUGGUCUCCCGACCCGGCCUGCGCUGCGGCCUGGCCCUCGGGCCUCGAGAAUUCCGCCGCGGGCCUCGGGCCGCGGGGUAACGAGGAGAAGUCGCGGCAGGCGGUGGCGAGGGCCGCCCCGAACGGAGGCGUAGGCGCUGAUCCCGCUCCAACAUGGCGGCGGCCGCGCGCGGUGCGGUGCGCCUCCCGGGUCUGUGCGGCCGGCCGGCGGGUCAUUUAUGGUCCAGACCGCUUUCCCUAAACACCCUUCCAGCAGUUUCUAUUUUGGCCUUGAAGACUGGUCUCAGCAGUGGCCCUUUGUCAUCGCUGGGAACGAGAGACAACCGUCAUUAUACCAGCUUGAGCUAUGCGCUGCAAACACAAUGCUAUAUUUCUUCCCCGAGUAACUGGAUGGCUCAACAGUAUAGACCGUAUAGUUUCUUCACUAAAUUGACGGCUGAUGAGCUGUGGAAAGGUGCUUUGGCAGAGACUGGUGCUGGUGCAAGAAAAGGAAGAGGCAAAAGAACUAAAAAAAAGAAAAGAAAGAAUUUGAACAGGGGUCAGAUCAUUGGUGAAGGGCGCUAUGGUUUUUUGUGGCCUGGUCUGAAUGUCCCCAUUAUGAAAAACGGCGCAGUGCAGACCAUUGCCCAAAGGAGCAAGGAAGAGCAGGAGAAGGUGGAGGCCGACAUGAUCCAGCAGAGAGAAGAAUGGGAACGGAAGAGGAAGAUGAAGGUUAAGCGGGAGCGAGGAUGGAGUGGAAACACGUGGGGAGGCGUCAGUCUUGGCCCCCCAGAUCCUGGUCCCAAUGGAGAGACAUAUGACGAUUUUGAUACAAGGAUACUUGAGGUAAGAAAUGUUUUUAAUAUGACAGCAAAGGAGGGAAGAAAGAGAUCUGUCCGUGUCCUGGUCGCUGUGGGGAAUGGAAAAGGAGCCGCAGGUUUUGCCAUUGGGAAAGCCACUGAACGGAUAGAUGCUUUCAGAAAAGCAAAGAACAAAGCAAUUCACUAUUUGCACUACAUAGAACGAUAUGAAGACCAUACAAUAUUCCAUGAUAUUUCUUUAAGAUUUAAAAGGACACAUAUCAAGAUGAAGAAACAACCCAGAGGUUAUGGCCUCCGGUGCCACAGGGCCAUCAUCACCAUCUGCCGGCUCAUUGGCAUCAAAGACAUGUAUGCCAAGGUCUCUGGGUCUGUCAACAUGCUCAACCUCACCCGGGGCCUCUUCCAUGGGCUCUCCCACCAGGAAACCCAUCAACAGCUGGCUGAUAAGAAGUGUCUCCAUGUUGUAGAAUUCCGGGAGGAAUGUGGUCCUCUGCCCAUCGUGGUUGCCUCUCCCCAGGGAGCCUUGAGAAAGGAUCCUGAACCAGAAGAUGAGGUUCCAGACACCAAACUGGACUGGGAAGAAGUGAAGGCUGCGCAGGGAAUGAAGCGAUCCGUGUGGUCGAAUUUAAAGAGAGCUGCCACAUGACCUUCUCUCUGGCAUUGUACAGCCAGUACCUGGUGCUGUCCAGCACCUAGAAGAGACUCAACCCCUCAUACCUGGGGUAUUGCCUUUUUUUUUUUUUUAAGGAAAGUCCAACCAUAACUCCUUUGUUUACAAAUAAAUAAUUAUAGCUCUCA